Molecule: messenger RNA, 777 nt
Organism: Lactuca saligna
Lineage: Eukaryota; Viridiplantae; Streptophyta; Magnoliopsida; Asterales; Asteraceae
Source: the annotation of a GenBank genome assembly
AUCAAGAAAGAUUUAUAUAAACUCACAAAGGGACGAAGAAUAUAUGUGAUUGGUCGAUUGGUCGAUUGGGUACCUGUUUAACAGUUCAAUCCCAGUGGAUAGGGUUUGAUGUUACGCCUUACGCGUAUAGAAAUUGAUUCAUCUCCAUCUUAGGGUUGCAGUACAGCGUAGAGGCGGUGGAGAAGCCGGUAAAUCAGGGGACGAUUGCCUCACGUAAUAACGGCUUCAAAAGUCAACCAACCGCAGAUGGAUGGGGAAAAUAAGAAUGGAUCAGGGAACGAGACACAAGACAUGGAUCAAGAUGUGCGGCACCUUGAAUCCAGGGUAGAUAAUUUUUCUUUGAAUACGUUGGCCAACGAUAUAAAUAAAAUUCUGAGGUGUACUGUGUCCUUACUGGACAAGUUUGAAGAUCUGGGCACUCGCUUACAACGUAUCGAGGCGGAGUUGAAAAAAUAUCAACCAAAGCCAAAGCCUGAGAUUCCUACAGAGGAGAAGCCACCUCCUUACAACCCAAACAUAUGUCUACCAACAUUCCCUGACAAGUUUAAUCUUGAUGUCUUUUGCAACUGGGUUAAGGAGGUAGAAUUUUAUUUUGAGUAUUAUCGUGUCCCAAAGCAUGAAAAAAUAGACCUUGUAGCCAACACAUUGCCACUUGAAGGAGAGGCUUUCAAAUGGUGGCAAGAUAUCCAAAAGCUAAACAAGAAAGUCUAUAAAAAUGGUCCCUUUGGGUGGACAGAGAUGAAGAUGUUGUUUCUGGAUAAAUUCCUUUCUCCAUAG